Andrographis paniculata is the source of this 887-nucleotide messenger RNA. RefSeq lists its product as uncharacterized. The transcript has a single exon. The record is from RefSeq and is a predicted model, not a curated record. Bases 199 to 684 code for a protein of 161 amino acids. NCBI's taxonomy places the organism in Eukaryota, Viridiplantae, Streptophyta, Magnoliopsida, Lamiales, Acanthaceae.
UGCUGGUGCUGGUGAGAUUUAAAUCAUUGAGGUCAGCGCUUGGUAGUCUGUCGAGAUCAAAUGAAAUUAAGUGAAAAGUGUUUGGUGAGCAACUCUAUCAACACCAUCAUUUCUAGCUCAACUUCCAUGCAACAACUUCCUACCCAUCUCCAUAUUUAAAAGUCCACACCAAUCCCCUUCCUCCUUCAGCCAGCGAAAAUGGCCAGCAAGAAACCACAGGAAGAUCAACGUGCCGGUGCAGAGAUCAUCCACGGCGCCGAGGAGUGCUACAACCACUCGCUGACACUCCUCAAUGACCUCGGAUUCCCCAAAGGCGUGCUGCCCCUCAAGGACCUGGAAGAGUGCGGCUUGGUGCGCGGAACACGGUUUGUGUGGAUGAAGCAGAAGGCCCCCUACGAGCAUUUCUUUGCGGGCACGAACACCCUGGUGAGGUACGACACCGAGGUGACUGCGUACGUGGAGAAGGGGAAGAUGAAGAAGAUGACAGGUGUGAAGAGCAAGCAGCUGUUUCUGUGGGUGCCCAUUGUUGAGAUGAGCAUUGAGGAAAGUAGUGGGGGGGUGGACAGGAUUUACUUCAAGACUCCAAUGGGGGUGGGGAAGUCUUUUCCGAUCACCGCUUUCAUGGAUGCUGAUGAAGAAGAAGAAAAGGAGAAGGAGAAGCACUUGGAUACAGUUGCCGAGUAGAUUUGAUUGAUUGAUUGAUUGAACGAACAAAUUCUUCACCACUUUCUUGUCUUGUUUCAUUUCACGUGGGAAGGAAUUUACCUCUUACUUUGUUGUUGCUGUUACAUUCAUUUGGCAAAUGCUGCAGAUGUCUUAAAAAAUAUGUACUUGUAUAUUUCUCAGCUGCCAGUUGGGGCCCCGAUGAUGAUAUCCAAAAACUAGGG